AUGACUUCCAGUAAAGUUCAGCUUCCUGGCGAAGUGGAGACCGAUCCCGCUGAACUCAUGGCAUCGCUCCAACUGAUGCCCUCGCCGGUGCCCAACCCGGAGAUAAAGUACACCAAGCUUUUCAUCAACAACGAAUGGCAAGAUUCAGUCAGUGGAAAAGUUUUCCCCACAUACAACCCUUCAACUGGAGAGAAGAUCUGCGAUGUUCAGGAGGCAGAUAAGGCGGACGUGGACAAGGCAGUGCAGGCAGCUCGGCAGGCUUUCUCUCUGGGGUCAGUAUGGAGGCGUAUGGACGCUUCGGGCCGGGGCAAGCUGCUGUCUAAGCUGGCUGACCUAGUGGAGAGGGACUGUGCCUACCUCGCGACUCUCGAGUCUCUGAACAGCGGGAAACCUUUCUUUCCCGCUUACUUUGUGGAUCUUCAGGGAACUAUUAAGACACUCCGAUACUUCGCUGGAUGGGCCGACAAGAACCAUGGCUCCACCAUUCCUAUCGAUGGAGAAUAUUUUACAUUCACCAGGAAUGAGCCAAUCGGAGUGUGUGGACAAAUCAUCCCUUGGAACUUCCCGCUGAUGAUGAUGGCGUGGAAACUGGGACCAGCCCUGAGCUGUGGGAACACGGUGGUCUUGAAACCGGCUGAGCAGACCCCGCUUACGUCCCUCUACGUUGGCGCUCUGAUCAAAGAGGCUGGAUUUCCACCAGGAGUGGUCAAUAUUUUGCCAGGCUACGGGCCAACAGCAGGAGCUGCGAUAGCUUCACACAUGGGCAUAGACAAAGUCGCUUUCACUGGAUCAACUGAGGUCGGCAAACUGAUCCAAGAAGCAGCUGGAAAGAGUAACUUGAAGAGAGUCACUCUGGAGCUAGGAGGAAAAAGCCCCAACAUCAUUUUUGCAGACUCCGACUUGGAUCUGGCGGUGGAGCAGGCCCAUCAGGGAGUGUUCUUUAACAGUGGCCAGUGCUGCACAGCCGGUUCCAGGAUCUUUGUGGAGGAGCCCAUCUAUGAGGAGUUUGUGAGGAGGAGUGUGGAAAGGGCCAAGAGAAGGGUACUGGGGAGCCCCUUCGAUCCCACCACAGAGCAGGGACCCCAGGUGUCUGAUGAGCAGCAGAAACGUGUGUUGGAGCUGAUUGAGAGUGGGAUUAAAGAGGGGGCUAAACUGGAGUGUGGGGGUAAAGCUGUCUCCUCUAAGGGCUUCUACAUUGAGCCAACCGUUUUCUCAAAUGUCACAGAUGACAUGCGCAUUGCCAAAGAAGAGAUUUUUGGCCCAGUGCAGCAGAUAAUGAAAUUUAAGACAAUUGAGGAGGUGAUUGAGAGAGCAAAUAACACUACCUAUGGCCUUGCCGCUGCAGUCUUCACCAAUGACAUCAAUAAGGCUAUGACUAUAUGCACAGCCCUACAGGCUGGUACUGUCUGGAUCAACUGCUAUAACGCUCUGAGCUGCCAGUGUCCGUUUGGGGGAUUUAAAAUGUCUGGAAAUGGACGUGAAAUGGGAGAGCAUGGUUUGAGGGAGUACACUGAAGUUAAGACCAUUACAAUGAAGUUGACAGGAAAGAAUUCGUAA
This is a messenger RNA of Chanos chanos (milkfish), 1557 nucleotides long. RefSeq names its product aldehyde dehydrogenase 1 family, member A2 (gene aldh1a2). The transcript has 13 exons. The coding region runs from base 1 to 1557 and encodes 518 amino acids. Gene Ontology annotation, molecular function: oxidoreductase activity, acting on the aldehyde or oxo group of donors, NAD or NADP as acceptor. The record is from RefSeq and is a predicted model, not a curated record. Lineage: Eukaryota; Metazoa; Chordata; Actinopteri; Gonorynchiformes; Chanidae.